Messenger RNA from Wyeomyia smithii (pitcher-plant mosquito), 969 nucleotides. RefSeq lists its product as uncharacterized. The transcript has a single exon. Bases 1 to 969 code for a protein of 322 amino acids. Lineage: Eukaryota; Metazoa; Arthropoda; Insecta; Diptera; Culicidae. The record is from RefSeq and is a predicted model, not a curated record.
AUGUCAACGUCGCCGUCACCACCAGCAAUCAUCACUACUACUAAUACUACUACGACCACGUCACCAUCGUCAACAUCUUCUUCAUCGUCAACCACAUGUUUACUAUCAUCAUUAACAACAACCACCAAAACUAAUACAACCAAUGCUACUGGACAAAAUCAAUUGACACCAUCAUCGGCUGCGUCCUCACCGACCGGUUCGACAGACGGGGCAGCAGCAUCGAUCACAGCACAUUUGAUGCAGCACCAGCAUCAGAAUUCAUCAUCGCGGAAGCUGAAUCAAGCAGUUAACUCCGAGCACCACCCUUUAACGCCAAUCGGUUCAACGCUGUUGUCAUCCUCACCUACCUCUUUUGCAUCCUCAUCAUCGUCCUUGCUGAUUAAUCAUCUCACUAGCACCACCUCCGGAUCGAACGGUCCUUCAUGCAGUGCUGAUGGAAUGCUAAAGCAACAGAUUGUAUGCUAUGAUACUAACAAAAUGCCAACUACCGUAACAGCACAGGCUUUAUGCAACGGCGAAAAAAAGCAGGUAAAGUCUUGCAUUUCCCCAUCGUCAGUGGUCAAUGUGAACGAUAUAGCAGCGGGUUUGGCCAGUGCAGUUGCAGCAGCUGUCGCAGACGCAGUAACCGUCGCGACCAUUGGUCGCAAUCUGAACCUUAAUUUGAACAGUUACUCCCAGCUUCGACAGCAGCUAGAAAUGCAUAAUGGUAAUAUUCCGGUCACUCGCAAAAACGGCAAUAACUGCGCAUCGUCUCCGAAAGCGUUACCGGUAGCAACAGGCAGCCAAUUGAAGCAAUUUCUGUGUAGCACGCCAACGAAUUCAAAUGACAGCGUCACUAACAAUCAGCAACACCAUUCCCAGCAGUAUCAACAGCGUCGAGGAGCAGCGGGUUCUGCAAUGGACGGAAUCGAUAGCAGCAACACUCGUAAAUGUGUGCCAGCAGCGACAUCCAAUAUUUGUCUUCAGUAA